This is a messenger RNA of Bolinopsis microptera, 1235 nucleotides long. RefSeq names its product SUMO-conjugating enzyme UBC9-A-like. The transcript is spliced from 4 exons. Gene Ontology annotation, molecular function: SUMO conjugating enzyme activity. The coding region runs from base 8 to 484 and encodes 158 amino acids. Gene Ontology annotation, cellular component: nucleus. Lineage: Eukaryota; Metazoa; Ctenophora; Tentaculata; Lobata; Bolinopsidae. The record is from RefSeq and is a predicted model, not a curated record. Gene Ontology annotation, biological process: protein sumoylation.
GUAGGAUAUGACGGGUAUAGCAUUGGGUAGACUGCAAGAGGAACGAAAGGCCUGGAGAAAAGAUCACCCAUUCGGUUUCGUUGCUAAGCCAAUUAAAAACAGUGAUGGAACUCUGAAUCUCAUGAAUUGGGAAUGCUCCAUACCAGGUAAAAAGUCUACUGCGUGGGACGGUGGGUCGUACAAGCUGAGGAUGAUAUUUAAAGACGAUUACCCCACAACGCCACCCAAGUGCAAGUUCGAGCCCCCUUUAUUCCACCCUAACGUUUACCCGUCUGGGACAGUGUGUUUGUCACUACUUGACGAAGAGAAGGAUUGGAGACCAGCGGUGACAAUCAAACAGAUACUGCUCGGAAUUCAGGAUUUGCUCGACACCCCCAAUAUAAGAGACCCAGCUCAAGCAGAAGCCUACACCAUCUUCACCCAGAACCGAGCAGAGUAUGAUAAGAGGGUCAGACAGCAAGCUGCCAAAUUCACUCCUCGUUAAGUUCUCUCUCUCUCCAACGCCAUCCUCAAAUUCUCUCGCCUAUACUCAUUGCAAGUGGACGGAAGGAAGCGAUUCCUUGUUUCAAAUCUUCUUGAGCACGAAAGUUUCGGACUUGGAGAAUGGAGACAUGACUCCACUCAACAUAGGACUGGAGUCGAGACUAACUUAAUUUUAAAUUCAUACCCUGAGUUGGAUGUGUCAGAGAUUAACGUUUGCUGUGAGCUCCUUGCUUUUUAUAAAUUAACAUUUUGAUUUGCCAUCGUAAUAAAAUAUUUUAAACAAAGUCAGUAUUUAUUUUUGAAUCUCAAUCUCGAAUUGAUUAAAUUAAGUUCACCUAUGAGAAUAAUUUGCUAAAUUAGCGAUUGGCAAUGCAAUAAUAGUCAUCUUGUCCUUGAUUUAUCAUAGCUUUUCUACAUUAGCAAUGGUGCUGCCAUCUAAAUACAUUUUUAACUUGGUAACCUUGAAAGAUUUUUCAUCCAAACCGCCCCUUUUGAUUCAUUAUUGGUUAUUCGAAAGAAAUUUCGGACGUUUUUUCCUCACACGCCUAGCUGUGCGUCUGUGACAAAGUGGUAGGUGCUACUGUAAGCAUAAGGAGGAUACUGAUAAUGUGGCCUACAAUUUGUCUGCUGCAUCGUGUUCCAUUCCCCGCUGCCAACAUCUGCUUUACGGAAAAUUUAAGAGAUUGAACGUAGGGAUACCUUGUAUGUUAGCAAUAGAUAUUUUCUUAUUUUAUUGCCAAGUUUUAACUGAA